Messenger RNA from Elgaria multicarinata webbii, 2131 nucleotides. It is a transcript of the gene RCBTB1, whose product is annotated as RCC1 and BTB domain containing protein 1. The coding region runs from base 174 to 1769 and encodes 531 amino acids. Lineage: Eukaryota; Metazoa; Chordata; Lepidosauria; Squamata; Anguidae. The record is from RefSeq and is a predicted model, not a curated record. Gene Ontology annotation, molecular function: protein binding. The transcript has 13 exons.
CUCGGAGAGCCCGCGCCGCGCCGCCCGGGCUCCAGCCCUGCACUAUUGCUGGAAUAGAAACUGGGCAUUUCUGAGUCGGAAGUGACUGAACAAAUAAACAACAACAACUAAUGAUACUUUUUAGAUGAUUCCAUGAAUUCAGUUUAACUCGUAGACAAAAGUGCAGCAGAGUCAUGAUGGAUGUAGGAAAAUGGCCAAUAUUUACUUUGCUUUCACCUCAAGAAAUAGCAACUAUCCGAAAAGCAUGUGUGUUUGGAACAUCUGCCAAUGAAGCAAUAUACAUAACGCACAAUGAUGAGGUCUUUGUAUUUGGACUAAACUGCAGUAAUUGUCUGGGAACCGGAGAUAACCAGAGUACCAUUGUACCAAAGAAACUUGAAACUUUAUGUGGAAAGAGGAUUCGCAGUCUCAGUUAUGGAAGUGGGCCACAUGUGAUCCUUAGUACAGAAGAUGGUGAAGUUUAUGCCUGGGGACACAAUGGAUACAGUCAACUUGGGAAUGGGACUACCAACCAGGGUGUUACACCUAUUCAAGUUUGUACCAAUUUGCUAAUUAAGAAAGUAAUUGAAGUGGCUUGUGGCUCCCAUCAUUCUAUAGCACUAUCAUCUGAUGGAGAUGUAUAUGCCUGGGGCUACAACAACUGUGGCCAAGUUGGGUCAGGAUCAACAGCAAAUCAACCAACUCCUCGCAAAGUUUCAAAUUGUUUACAGACAAAAGUGGUGGUCAGCGUUGCAUGUGGUCAGACUUCUUCCAUAGCUGUAGUAGACAAUGGUGAGGUAUAUGGCUGGGGUUAUAACGGCAAUGGCCAAUUAGGUCUGGGAAAUAAUGGCAACCAGUUAACGCCAUGCCGAGUGGCAGCACUCCAAGGUGUAUGUGUAAUGCAGAUUGCCUGUGGCUAUGCGCAUACACUAGCACUAACAGAUGAGGGCUUGCUCUAUGCCUGGGGAGCUAACACGUAUGGACAGCUAGGGACUGGCAACAAAAGCAACCAGCUUAGCCCAGUGCAGAUCAUGAUGGAAAAGGAGAGAGUUGUAGAGAUUGCUGCUUGCCACUCUGCUCACACAUCUGCUGCCAAGACACAGAGUGGCCUGGUGUACAUGUGGGGUCAGUGCCGGGGUCAAUCGGUAGUUCUUCCACAUGUUACCCACUUUUCUUGUACGGAUGAUGUGUUUGCUUGCUUUUCUACUCCUGCUGUGAUGUGGCGUCUCCUUUCAGUAGAGCAUGAAGAGUUCUUAACAGUGACAGAGUCUCUGAAGAGGGAGUUCGAUAGCCCUGAAACAUCGGAUCUAAAAUUUAGGGUAGAUGGAAAGUUCAUUUAUGUACAUAAAGCUGUCUUGAAAAUCAGAUGUGAGCACUUCCGUACCAUGUUCCAGUCAUAUUGGAAUGAGGAUGUGAAGGAGGUGAUAGAAAUAGACCAAUUUUCCUAUCCAGUAUACCGUGCUUUUCUUGAGUAUUUGUACACAGACAGCGUUGAUCUUCCACCUGAAGAUGCUAUAGGGCUUCUGGAUUUGGCUACAUCAUACUGUGAAAACAGAUUGAAAAAGCUCUGUCAGCAUCUUAUCAAAAGAGGGAUCACUGUGGAGAAUGCUUUUUCAUUGCUGUCUGCAGCGGUACGCUAUGAUGCAGAGGAUUUAGAAGAGUUCUGCUUUAAGUUUUGUGUCAAUCAUUUGACUGAAGUCACCCAAACCGCAGCCUUUUGGCAAAUGGAUGGUUCCCUGCUAAAGGAAUUCAUUGCUAAAGCGAGUAAAUAUGGAGCCUUUAAGAACUGAAAGAUGUAGGUGAGUUAUGUCACACAUGCUGUCUUGCAGUUGUGAUUUUAGACAAGCUCCAAAUCAAGCAGUUAAUUUGCAGGGGCAGGGUGUAUAGCUGGAUGAUUUUACUGCUUUGGACAACUUUAUCAGUAGGAUAGGACUUUAAAUGUCUGCGAAACAAUUAAGUGUAUUUGAUUCUGUAUAACUGUAACUUAAAAGAAGACUUGAGGAGCUGAUUCAGUUAGUGUUUCAUAAGCUAAUUGAAAUUAAAUUAUUGCUUCCAUACCACUUUGCCCUAUUUUGAGGGCUUAAAAUUGUUAAAAACUGAUAACUGUUGGAAAAACAUUUUGCAUUGAAAUUAAGUGUAACUUCUAUAUAAU